This is a messenger RNA of Raphanus sativus (radish), 1524 nucleotides long. Its product is annotated as electron transfer flavoprotein subunit alpha, mitochondrial. The record is from RefSeq and is a predicted model, not a curated record. Gene Ontology annotation, molecular function: electron transfer activity; flavin adenine dinucleotide binding. Gene Ontology annotation, cellular component: mitochondrion. The transcript has 9 exons. Lineage: Eukaryota; Viridiplantae; Streptophyta; Magnoliopsida; Brassicales; Brassicaceae. Bases 236 to 1321 code for a protein of 361 amino acids.
GGUUCGAACAAAAUAUUGGUACACCCGAGAGUGAUUUCGCGGGAGGUUGAUUACAGAGGAGAGUUCUGAUCAAACUUCUGCCCUCUGUUCCCAGAUCUUCCCUGAAGUGAAGUUUCUGUGGUCGGGAUUCGCUAUCUUAGACAAUCAUGCUGUCUGCGUUUGGUAGCUGAUAUAAGAAACUCGAUCAGACAAGAAGUGACGUCUGACGGAGAAAUCCAAAACAGAAGCGAAAACAAUGACGAGAGCCCUUCUCCUCAGAGCUCUGACGAAGAAGAAGAAGCUCGUCCCCCCCAACGCUCAUCGAUCCAUCUCCAUCAUCACCAACCUCUCUCGAUGCAUUAGCACUCUGAUUCUAGCGGAACAUGAGAGCGGUUCCAUCAAACCUCAGACAGUGAGUACAGUAGUUGCAGCGAACCAAUUGGGUGAGAGCUCUUCAGUUUCUUUGCUAUUAGCUGGUUCCGGCUCUUCUCUUCAAGAAGCUGCUUCUCAAGCUGCCUCUUGUCAUCCUUCUGUUUCCGAGGUACUUGUUGCUGAUUCAGAUAGAUUUGAGUACCCUUUAGCUGAACCUUGGGCAAAAUUAGUUGACUUUGUUCGGCAACAAAGAGGAGAUUACUCUCACAUCCUUGCUUCCUCUAGCUCAUUUGGCAAAAACAUACUACCCCGAGUUGCGGCUCUUUUGGAUGUCUCUCCUGUUACUGAUGUUGUCAAAAUCUUAGGACCCAACGAGUUUAUCAGGCCUAUAUAUGCGGGAAACGCCUUGUGUAGAGUUCGUUAUACUGGUCCUGGUCCUUGUGUUUUGACUAUUAGAACUACAUCUUUUCCUGUUACCCCAGUAACUGAGUCAAAGAAAGCUACUAUCUCUCAGAUUGAUCUCUCAAAUUUCAAAGAAGAAUUUGUGAGUAGAUCCAGAUACGUGGGGCAAUCAACUCAGGAUACAGAACGGCCUGAUCUUGGAAGUGCACGUGUUGUGGUUACAGGUGGAAGGGCGUUAAAGAGCGUUGAGAACUUUAAAUUGAUCGAAAAUCUUGCAGAGAAACUUGGCGGAGCAGUUGGUGCGACUCGUGCUGCGGUUGAUGCUGGAUAUGUUCCUAAUGAUCUUCAGGUGGGGCAAACGGGGAAAAUAGUAGCACCAGAGUUAUACAUGGCGUUUGGUGUUUCAGGAGCUAUUCAACACUUAGCUGGAAUUAAGGAUUCUAAGGUGAUUGUGGCAGUUAAUAAAGACGCAGAUGCACCUAUUUUUCAGGUAGCUGAUUAUGGACUUGUUGGAGAUCUUUUUGAGGUGAUACCAGAGUUGCUGGAGAAGCUUCCGGAAAAGAAAUGAGAAACUCUUAAGCUCUCAGGUUGCAGACCAUAGUAAAGUAGUGUACAUAGCAAAAUUGUAAUAAAAAACGGUCUGAAUAAUCAUUGUCAUAAUCUCUAUUUCACUUUUGAUUCUCUGCAACGAAUAUGAUACAAAAAAAUAAAACCAUUUGAAAAGUGUUUAACUUUCUAAAUGAAUUCUAUUUAUAUAAAUUUUCUUGUCAA